AUGGACGAGUGGGAGGAAAAUGAAACUACUAAUGGUUGUGAUGCACCCACCAGCCAUGCAUCAAGUGAAGCCCCACAAGGAGACUCCUGGAAUGGGGACAAAGGAGGAUUUGGACAAGGCCGCGGUGGAAGAGGCAGACGAGGAGGAUUCUCAGGAUCAUUUUCCUCAGGUGGGGAUGAGAAUGGAAGUGAUGGCAACAGCUGGAACAACAAAGGAGACACGAGAAAUGGUUUCAGAGGAAGAGGACGUGGCAGAGGGUUUGGCAGAGUGGACCGAAGUGAAGUGACCGGAAACGAUGACAAAGCGUGUGAAAGUGGAUUUAGAGGAGGAAGAGGAGGAGGUUUCAGACAAGGUGACCAGGGUGGCAGAGGAGGACUUGGAGGAGGCUACCGUGGAAAAGAUGAAACGAUCUUUUCUCAAGGUGAACGUAGAGAUCCAGAACAGAAGGAUGCAACUGAGGAGGAAAGACCAAAGGUCACUUACAUUCCACCAACUCUCUCUGAGGAUGAAGAGGCUGUUUUCGCCCACUAUGAAAAAGGCAUCAACUUUGACAAAUAUGAUGACAUUAUGGUGGACAUCAGUGGGACCAACCCACCGCAGGCAAUCAUGACUUUUGAAGAGGCCCACUUGUGCGAAUCCCUGGCAAAAAACGUCAACAAAUCUGGUUACGUGAAGCCGACCCCUGUGCAGAAGCACGGCAUACCAAUUAUAUCUGCUGGCAGAGAUCUCAUGGCCUGUGCCCAGACUGGAUCUGGUAAAACGGCUGCGUUUCUCCUCCCCAUCCUGCAGCAGCUGAUGGCCGACGGUGUGGCAGCCAGUCGCUUCAGUGAGCUGCAGGAGCCUGAAGCCAUCAUCGUGGCCCCGACCAGGGAGCUCAUCUGCCAGAUAUACCUGGAGGCCAGGAAGUUUGCCUUCGGGACAUGUGUGCGUCCAGUGGUUGUUUAUGGUGGAGUCAGUACUGGACACCAAAUAAGAGACAUCUUGAACGGAUGCAAUUUACUAUGUGGAACACCAGGAAGACUGUUGGACAUGAUUGGACGAGGGAAGGUCGGGCUGGAGAAGCUGCGGUACUUGGUAAUGGAUGAGGCUGACCGCAUGUUGGACAUGGGCUUUGAGCCGGACAUGCGCCGUCUGGUGGGCUCACCUGGAAUGCCAACCAAAGAGAACCGUCAGACUCUGAUGUUCAGUGCCACCUACCCUGAGGACAUCCAGAGGUUGGCAGCUGACUUCCUCAAGCCUGACUACCUGUUCUUAGCUGUGGGUGUGGUGGGCGGAGCCUGCAGUGAUGUAGAGCAGACAUUUAUUGAGGUUACCAAGUACUGCAAGAGGGAGCAGCUCCUAGACCUGCUGAAGGCCACAGGAACGGAACGCACCAUGGUGUUUGUGGAGACCAAGAGACAAGCCGAUUUUAUUGCUGCUUACUUGUGCCAGGAGCAAGUUCCAACCACCAGCAUACACGGUGACCGUGAGCAGCGGGAACGAGAGAUGGCCCUGAAUGAGUUCCGCUCUGGCAGAUGUCCAGUCCUGGUCGCGACCUCCGUAGCUGCCCGUGGUCUGGAUAUUCCAGAUGUGCAGCAUGUGGUGAACUUUGACAUCCCAAACAACAUUGACGAGUAUGUCCACCGUAUUGGGAGAACUGGCCGCUGUGGUAAUACUGGGAAGGCUGUGUCCUUCUUCGACCCAGAUGCAGAUGGCCAGUUGGCUCGCUCCUUGGUUACAAUCCUGUCCAAGGCCCAGCAGGUCGUGCCCCCGUGGUUAGAGGAGCAUGCGUUCAAUGCCCCCGGUAGCAAUGAUUUCAACUCUUCCAGGAGGAACUUUGCCUCUACAGACUCCAGAAAGGGUCCCCACGGAGGAUUCUCUCAGGACAAUGCAGUGCAGAGCCAGGUGCCAGUGGUAGCUGAUGCAGAGGAGGUCUGGGGGUAGAGGGACUAUUGGUGCAGCACAGCCUCCCACACAUCGAUCUGAGCUGUUCUUAUUUGCUGUUAAGCUUGUUGCAUUUUUAUCACUGAUUUUGUUUCAAUAGAAAAUGGAAUAUGUCAAGUGAGCUGUUUAAAUGGAGAAGUUACUUCUCCUGAGCGUUCGUCUUCAGACCUGCAUGUUGUGGAAAGCUUUUGUUUUGUUUUAUUCUUU
Pleuronectes platessa (European plaice) is the source of this 2130-nucleotide messenger RNA. It is a transcript of the gene ddx4, whose product is annotated as DEAD (Asp-Glu-Ala-Asp) box polypeptide 4. Gene Ontology annotation, cellular component: P granule; nucleus. Bases 1 to 1923 code for a protein of 640 amino acids. Gene Ontology annotation, biological process: gamete generation; cell differentiation. The record is from RefSeq and is a predicted model, not a curated record. Lineage: Eukaryota; Metazoa; Chordata; Actinopteri; Pleuronectiformes; Pleuronectidae. Gene Ontology annotation, molecular function: RNA binding; RNA helicase activity; ATP binding. The transcript is spliced from 22 exons.